CCUGUGGAAAAUCAAUAACUCUGCCCUCUCAUCUCCCGCGAGAGUGAGCAAUUAGGGUUGGGAGUGCGUUUAUUGGUGAUGCUCAAGGCAUUCAUCAGUGCUUUUGACCUGUGAAAAAUGUCUCAAUACCCAGAAAACAUUCCCGAGGGCGACGACUUGUCCACGGAGUCUGUAGAAGUGUUGCGAGAGCGCCUCAGCACCAUGAAGCAGAUUAUGUCGGAGCGAAAGGCUCACCAGUCGAAGAACCCACGAGAGGACUUCUGGACGCAGCCACAGAGAUGCGGCACCGGAAUCAUCGACGGCACGUUCCUCAGCGUCGCCUUCGGGGGCGCUCUGUGUGUGAUUGUCUCGGUGUCCGUGUACGCCUUCUACAAUCUCUACCACGCGAUCCUCAAGAAAUUCCCAUCCCACCACACGGAGCUCUAG
Molecule: messenger RNA, 426 nt
Organism: Phlebotomus argentipes
Lineage: Eukaryota; Metazoa; Arthropoda; Insecta; Diptera; Psychodidae
Exons: 2
Coding region: 118-426 (102 amino acids)
Source: RefSeq, a predicted model, not a curated record